Molecule: messenger RNA, 3880 nt
Organism: Erythranthe guttata (spotted monkey flower)
Lineage: Eukaryota; Viridiplantae; Streptophyta; Magnoliopsida; Lamiales; Phrymaceae
Source: RefSeq, a predicted model, not a curated record
ACUAAAGAAUACUUCACAAAUCUAAUGUGCAACUUACCGAUAUAGUAAUUUGAUCCCGUUCCUUUUUUUUCUUUUGCCCAUGUAGAUGGCUGGUUCCUCAAAUACAUGAUGUCUGUCGAGUGAGACGGCAUCAUCUCCAAACACAUUUUGGUCCAAUAUCUAUAGACAACAUAUCAAUCUCAAAACAGAAAGCUCGAUGGUGCUGCUAAUGCUGGCAUUUUUUAUCCUCGAUUUAUAAGUAGGAUGUGUUUGAGCACAAAAGGGCAUCAACUAAAUAGGGGCGCAAACAUGUCGGCGUUAGCAACACCGUUGAGCGUUCCGUUUGAGAUUGACAGGCCAUUAGCAAUGGACUUUGGUUGAAGUUAUACUUUCUUGCCAAUUGAUAUUGCACAGGGUGAUAAAGUGCUGUUGGCCUCUAAUUUUUGAUUGGCUAGGAGAAGGUUUUGUUGUAUGAGCAACAAUAAAUAUUACAGGCCUUAAUUAGCAAGAGUGCUCCAUGGAUGAAAGGAGAAAACGAAAACCAAUGUGGGGCAUGGAGGAGGAGACCAAACAUUUAUCUGGAACGAGUGAAAAUAGUUCUUGGAUGGGUAGUGGGCAUUAUCACGAGUUAUCUGAAUCGAGAACCACUACUACCCAAAAAUCUAGGGAUAAUUCUGGAUGGCCUACUUGGGAAUCAAUUGAAGAAAACCCAACCGAACCCAUGAAUACCAGUUUCAAGAAUGCGCCCGAAGGGAAGGAAAGAGGUGGAGGAAAAAGAUACUACGACGAUGUUUCUCCUGGAUUUGAUGGAGUGGAACUGCGUAGUCAUGACCAUACCCGUGAAUACGAUCAAUCCCAUUCUCAAAGGUACCUAGGAAGAGGCAGGAGUCGGAGCAGAAGCAGGGUUAGGGGCAGGAGUCGAAGUCCGAGCCCAAGUAGAGGCAGGGAAAGGGAAAGAGAAAGGGAAAGGGGAAGCGAUAGGGGAAGGGAAAGGAGAAGGGGCUGGAGCAGGAGUCGGAGUAGAAGCAGGACAGAUGGCAAUGCAAGGCAUUAUACAAGAAGCCGUAGUCCAAUCAGAGAUCCUAGACGCCAGUCUUAUGAAUUGAGUGACAGAAGAAGUGGUCCUGAAAAAUCAUCUCAGAUAUGUAGAGAUCUUGCUUCAGGAAGGUGCAAUAGAGGCAGCCAGUGCAGAUUUUUUCAUCCUCGCAGGGAUGGGGGCCACAUGGAAGAUGACACAACAGAAAGUUGGAGGAGCAGAGCAGCAGAUCGUAGCCGCAUUCCAAGACAUUCGUACGAUAGAGGCUCACGUAAUGAUGUUUCUGAUCCUUAUUACAGAGAAGAAGAUCAGUUUGUGAGCAGAAGUAGAGGUGCACCUCCUUGCAAGGAUUUCAUCCGAGGUGACUGUACCUGGGGAGAGAGUUGCAGAUUUUCUCACGAUGGUUUAGGCCAAAAAACUAGGAAUGCAUCCUUUGAUAAGGACAUUGACAGAGAACCGUACAAGAGUGUGAAACCUCUGUGCAAGUAUUUUGCAGCCGGGAAGUGUGGUAAGGAUAACUGUUGGUUCUCUCAUGAGAACCCCAAUCUUGAUAAGGUAGAAGCUAGGCGAGGCGGUGAUGUCACUGAGAGCCGCAGUCCACGUUACAAGAGUAACAGGCGAAGCAGUCCGACAUGGGAUGAUGAACCGAGAAUUUCGGACAGACGGAAUCACAUUGGGCGGAGUGAACCUAUUGCAAAUACUGAUGAUCUCAAUUACAAGGAUAACAAGUGGAAUGGUCCCACAUGGGAUGAUGCAACGAGAAAUUCGGACACGCUGAAGCACACUGGUUGGGGCGAACCUAUUGUUGCUAACGCAACAAAUACUGAUAAUUCUCAUGACGACCUCAAUCUUAGUAAGGUAGAAGGCAGGCGAGGUGAUGUGACUGACACCCGCAGUUCACAUUACAAAACUGACACGUGGAAUGGUCCGAAAUGGGAGGAUCCAACGAGAAUUUCAGAGAAGCCCCCUGGUUUUGGUGAGCCUAUUCUUGCUACUGAUAAUUCUCAUGAGGAACCCAGUCGUGCUAAGGCAAAAGGCAGGCGAGAUGAAGUCAUUGACAGCCGAAGUUCUCAUUACAAGAGUAACAUGUGGAAUGGUCCCACAUGGGAUGAUGCAACGGGAGUUUCAGACACACUGAACCCUACUGGUUGGGGUGAACCUAAUCGUGCUAAGACAACACAUACUGAUGAUUCUUAUGAGGAUCCCGAUCGAAAUAAGGUAAAAAGCAGGCGAGAUGAAGUCACUGGGGGCCGCAGUUCACAUGACAAAAGUAGCAGGUGGAAUGGUCCGACAAGGGGUGAUGCUACGGGAAUCUCAGACACACCGAAGUCCACUGGUUGGGGUGAACCUAUUCUUGCUAAGGCAACACAUACUGAUGAUUCUUAUGAGGAUCGUAAUCCUAGUAACGUAAAAGGCAGACGAGGCGAAGCCAUUGACAACCGCAGUUCUCAUCACAAGAGUAACAGGUGGAAUGGUCCCAUGUGGGAUGAUGCAACGGGAGUCUCGGACACACUUCAGCCUAGUGGCUGGGGUGAACCUAUUCCUGCUAUUGCAACAAAUACUGUUCAUUCUGAUUGGAGAGAAGGUACAGGUAUUUCCGUAAAUAGUGAGAAACAACCAUCACUUCCUGUAGAAAGUGUCAGUUAUGGCCAUGGACAGGACGCAUUACUGGAGAACCAGGAUUUCGCUAUUAAAGCCUUGCAGCAGAAAUAUUUCCCAGCUUCUAGUAUUCAACAGCAACAUGGGACAGCACUAGAAAAUAAUCAAACGAAUACGUUCGGUUCUGAUGUUCCUGCCGAGCAGAAGGAGGUCAGAUACACUACCGAUCCAAUUCUUUUUUCGGGACAAACUUUUAAUCAAAAUGAUGGAAAUAACGUGGCUGGGAAUUUAAUCUCACAUGAAGGUCAGAAUAUUUUCUGUCCUGACCCAUCAAAUGGAUUAAUCACCGAUCUGAAUGGGCCUGAUACACAUACAGUUGGACAGAUGGAUGUGCAAACGCAGAUUAUAAACAAUCGGAAAGCUGUUCAAUCAUCAGGGUUAUUAGAUGCUGGUCAACAGGUUCCUCCUUCCCCCCUUGUUAAGGAAUCUGUUGUUCGACCGAAUCCAGGUGCUGCUUCUUUUGAUCUGUCCCAUUCUAUGGGACAUGACAGAGAUAAUACCGAGAAACGAAAUUUAGCCCAAGGAACUGAACAGAAGAAUCAAAUGCAACUGAAACUAUCCUCUCCGUUUCCUGUAGUUUCUACGGGGGUCGAUAGGCUAAAUGUGAAGCAUCCACAAAGUCCACGACCGAGGCAAGAGGAAGCAGUUCCAAAUUCGGAAAAUGCAAUUGGCGACCAAAAUAAGAGCGGUCUAGAAAAUAAGCCUUCUGAAAAUCUGGAUGGUAUGAACAAGGAUGAAAAAGCGUUGUUUAUAUUCAAGAAUGCCCUCGUGGAAUUUGUGAAGGAGCUUUUGAAGCCUGCGUGGAAGGAAGGUCGAAUGAGCAGAGAUGCUCACAAAACCGUCGUGAAAAAGGUGGUCGACAAAGUUUCUGGUGCCAUCCCUGUCGAUCACAUCCCGAAGACGCAGGAUAAAGUCGAUCAGUAUCUGUCGGUUUCCAAACCCAAAAUUGCCAAACUCGUCCAGGCAUACGUGGAACGCUCUCAAAAGGCAGAUCCUUGAAUCAUGACAUUGAAAAUCCUUUUUGUAUUGUACUCAGUUAGCAUGAUGUGUUUAAGCCAGCAAACUAAUACCCUGCAUUUUUACAUUGUUUUGUUAGUGCAAAUUGUCCGGACUUAAAAAGAUGCUUUUCAGGACAAUAUUUCUUGAAUUCAGUGGUGUACCUAGACCGGUGCUUGUGAUUUGAGCCUACCAGAUUGUACCUCUUAA